This is a messenger RNA of Corylus avellana, 1542 nucleotides long. It is a transcript of the gene MED19A, whose product is annotated as mediator of RNA polymerase II transcription subunit 19a-like protein. Gene Ontology annotation, biological process: positive regulation of transcription by RNA polymerase II. Gene Ontology annotation, cellular component: mediator complex. Lineage: Eukaryota; Viridiplantae; Streptophyta; Magnoliopsida; Fagales; Betulaceae. Gene Ontology annotation, molecular function: transcription factor binding; transcription coregulator activity. The record is from RefSeq and is a predicted model, not a curated record.
GCUUCUCUUCUCUCUUUCUCCCUUUCUCUCUCUCUCUUUUCCUCGGUUUCUCUACCUCACCCGAUCUCACUGUGUCCCUCUCUACUCCCUUGACCGGAAGUCCCACUCACGGUGCCGGCCGUCGUUUCCAGCUACCGGAAACCUCGUUCCGGCCAUAUUCUCCGGUCAGCUCACCGGAAAAUUGUACGCUUUGCAUCCAUUGGAAACCCAGUUGAUAAUGGUACACUGUUUUAUGAAACAAUGACACAUGGAUCCUGACGGCAAGAAGUUUGGAAGAGGACCAAGGGAACUGACUGGUGCUGUAGAUCUCAUAAGUCACUACAAGUUGUUGCCACACCAUGAUUUUUUCUGCAAGAGAUCACUUCCUUUAUCAAUUUCAGACACACAUUAUCUUCACAAUGUUGUUGGAGACACAGAAAUCAGAAAAGGAGAAGGGAUGCAGUUGGAUCAGCUUAUUCAGAACAUGUCCUAUUCCAGAGAUACUAAUGUACGAAUACAACCGUUUGACCUGGAUAUUCUAAGAGAAUCCUUUCAAUUAAGGGAAAGUGCUCCAGUUGAAUUGCCCCUUGCGGAGAAGGGUACCCCUACAGUUGUAGGGAAAUCAAAAAGUGAGUCUAAGGACAAGGAGAGGAAGCAUAAAAAGCACAAAGACAGAGAUAAGGAUAAGGAUAAGGAUAAGGAUAAAGAGCAUAAAAAGCACAAGCACCGUCAUAAAGACCGAAGUAAAGAUAAAGACAAGGAGAAAAAGAAGGAUAGAAGUGGGCAUCAUGAUUCUAGUGCUGAUCACUCAAAGAAACACCAUGACAAGAAAAGGAAACAUGAUGGAGAUGAAGAUCUUAAUGACAUUCACCGACACAAAAAAAGUAAGCAUAAGAGCUCAAAAAUUGAUGAAAUGGGUGCGAUAAAAGUAGCCGGCUGAAAAGGUUGCAUACAAUACUUGAGUUCUUGUUCUCAAAUGGUUGUUGUUAGAGAGUUUGGAGGGGUCUUGUGCUUAACGUUGUCAAAUUGCUUGAGUGUAGCUUCUGGUGACUAAAGAUUGUGAAGGUGAUUUGUCUGGGUAGGAGGUUUAGUGCAAGGUAAAAAUUGCUAAGUGAACUCUUUUGUAUCAUAACAAUGGUCUAAUAUAGUUGUUAGUAAUGUGCAAGACUCUGAUACUUUGUUUCCCACUUUCGACAGCACAUUGAUUUUCUCAGCAUGUACCCAUUAUUUUAAUCUUUCUCCUGUUUAGAGUUUUAGAGAUUAAGCCAAUGAUUAGCUUGAAUUAGAUUUUCUAGCUUUAACUUUAGGAAGAAGAACAGAUUGAGAAAGGGGAUUGUGUAUAUUGGUUCUAUUUUCUAUUUUCUAUUUUCCUUCUGUUGUAGCAAUGACUAGCUUGUCUGGUUAUCCAAAAUGAUUGUAGGUACUAGUACCAUGUUCUUACACGAAUCCCCAAUUCAUUUAUAGGCUAUUCUCUGUACAUACAGUACAGUAAUGAUUGGCUCACUGAGGGAAUUAUUAUUGCUGUUGGUUGAUAUUUUGAGGUCAAGAAUGAUUUUUGUUGUC